UAGCGAAAGUUAAAAUUGUCCCCAUAAUGGAUUUUACCUAUCGUAAAUAAUGGUUUUCUAAAGCGCCCACUCUUAACACUUAUUUGGAAAAUACAUAAGAUUUGCGGUAUUUGGAUAAGAAUAAAUAUAUAAAAUCUUGAAAGCUACUAGGGUUUUAGUAUAUUUGGCUAUACAAAUAGUGCUGAGUUCGAAGCAGGUAUGCCGACGGGAUAUCACAAGGCGUGGUCCACACAGUAUGGUGAGGAUUUUAAAAGAAGGGUUGUGUGGAAUCAGCAAAAGAAGAAAUCAAAUCAGCGCAGGAUAUACAGACCGUUAGGACCACGUGCUACGGAGCUCGUGCCGCCACAAUGUACUCGUGUUUUUACAGAAGAAAUGUAUGGUUUGGACGAUCCAAUGCUAGAUGACAUAAUGUUGAAAGGCGAACGUGGUGUUCACUUUCCAACCAUGUACAGUAUUCCACAAGACAACACAAUCUUGAACGGUGAAUGCGGUAUUCAGUUUUCAACCGGUCACAACACCGACAUGAAUGUUCAACAAGUGGUUCCCGUGUCUGGCAGUGCUAUGAUUCAUGUACCAGGAGAAGCUGACCCGGUCAUACCCGAGUCAGAGCCUAUACGCAGUGAGUCUCCGGAACUACAUUGGAUCUGUUGGCCUGAGCCGAAGAGGAACAAAACUCCAAAGAGACCAUAUACAUCGCAGGGUUUGUACACAGACCGGAACUCUGGUAACCAAACACCGAGGAAUGAUAGGUCGUUAAACGAAGGAAAACCCGUGCAAUACGACCCUAAAAUCAAGAGCUGGACAAACGUUUCUGCUGAAAACGACCGAAAAGCCGUCGACGCCAUGUUUUCUACAAUGAAGCGAAGCCAUUCAUUUUACGAGCCGAUGUACAAACCAAUGACAUCAAUCUCGGUGAACGACCCACCCCCUAAGGACAAAUACACCAGAUAUGGCGGUCAGGUCGUGGAUCCUAGAAGUCUGUACCAGCAGAAUUUCUCUCCGUAUUAUCAGCCACAUGGCACGGGGCCCAGAGAUGCAAUGCAUUUACAAGAUCUAUCAAGGCAAAUGAACCAAAGUCAGUCGCCGGCAUUCAACCACAACUACAGCUUCAACAAAUAUCCACUGCACAUGCGCAGAAAUAAACGUUCCGCUGCCACCACAGACGACUAUGUACACGAAAGAAGCAUGUUUAUGACAACUACCCCCAACUGUGUAGGCCAUUUUAUAAUACACCCGGACUGGGUGUCGGAGCGCAGUUCCCUCAGAAGAUCUAAGUCAAUGCUUCAGAUGAAUAGUUCAAGCAAAUUUUAGGUUUUGUGGAAAAAAAUAUAUAUUUACACAUUGCAUUUUCGGUGAUUUUCAGUUCUCAAUAUGAUCUACUCUAUACAAGUUCAUUGCUGCCAAUCUCUUACAUACAGUCAAACCUGAGUUAAUGAUCAUUUGUGAUCACUAGUCCUGUGAAUUUUCACCUGUAAAAAGACCAUCUACACAAAUAGACCACUCGCUUAUAGGCUGUCCCAGUUGUACUCAUUAAAUACAGGUCUGACUGUAGUUUUUACUUGGAACCACCAUCUUCAGGAAGCCUUCCUGUAUUAAGAUUUUGUGUACAACGGUUUAUUUUCAAUACAAGUUUUAGAACGUUUUACUAUUUUAACAGGGAUUGUGUAUGGCCUCCAUCUGCCCACGGGUGGUCUGUAUAUGCACGUAUUCACUGCUGUAGGUGCAUCAUUGUGUAGUACUAGGACACUGUGAUAAAAAGCAUUAUGUGCCCCCCUUUUUAUAUAUUCUGAAAAUAAGUACAGGAAGUAAGUUAAUUGUUUUACCAGAAACUGACGGGAAUUGUAAACAUCUCUUCUAUGUAUACAUUCCGUAUGAUGUUAUUUUUUUUUAUUCUUUUUGACAUGAACAACAACAACACAUAAAUUCGAGUAAUGCCACCUUGUUUUCUCUUUUCUCACGAACACAUGAAUAAUAUUGCCGGAGAAAUGUAUUUAACUUCUUCAGAAAACACAAUGAAAAACUGAGAUUUUGACUUAACGACUCAUUAACCCUAUACAGUCGAACCUGUCUUAGCAUCCACUUACAGUAAACACCCACUUGCAUUAAGCAGCCAUUAAGCUAACUUCCUAUAUUAACUUUUUUUCCUGAUUUCAACUUGUCCCAAGCAGUCACCUGCUUUGAGCAGCCAUAUUGUGUUGCGCCUUUUGCUGGCUGCUAAAUACAGUGUUGACUAUAUAUGUUCACAAUUAUCCCACUAGAAAAUUUUAUGUGAAACGUUUUCUUUAAACUUUGAACAUGUUUAUGUUGUCAAUACUAGUACUCGUUUUUGAAUGAUGCAUCUGACCGAAUCAGUAUUAUUUAUGAAUAUACGGUUUGUAAUAUUUAUUCGAUUAGUUAUAUAUAUUAAUCAUUUUUAUUCCAAAUUUUUUCUUGCUGUCUACAUUCUUUUACCUUAAUUAUGUCUCUAGUAGUGUAAUGAGUGUACAUAAGAUUAUUUAAGUGAAUGGAGAAUAUUUUUGUUAAAUUUGCAAAGCAUGUGCUGCGUCUAACAAUUCAUUAUUACAAAUUGUGAGCUGUCACGUCAAAAGAAACUUUAUGUCGGCGAGAUGAUCUGAAAUUUACCACAUUUUUGACAUAAAAUAAGCGCAAUUUAUGUGACAAGAAUGAAUUUUAAUCAUUUGUUCUAAUUCAGUCCUGAAUGCUCUUACCAGGUCCCUUUUUAUGUGUCGGCGCACAAUUGAUCAUGUUUGAACGUUUAUUUUAGUAUAAUACACUCAUAAUUAUUUUUGUUGCGUUGCAGAUUAGUAUUAUAUUGUAUUUAUUAUUUUAGCACUUGUUUGAAUAAAAUUAUUUGAAUUGGC
Messenger RNA from Mercenaria mercenaria, 2861 nucleotides. RefSeq lists its product as uncharacterized. Lineage: Eukaryota; Metazoa; Mollusca; Bivalvia; Venerida; Veneridae. The coding region runs from base 199 to 1311 and encodes 370 amino acids. The record is from RefSeq and is a predicted model, not a curated record. The transcript has 7 exons.